Paramecium tetraurelia is the source of this 2004-nucleotide messenger RNA. RefSeq lists its product as uncharacterized. Gene Ontology annotation, cellular component: transcription factor TFIID complex; SAGA complex; SLIK (SAGA-like) complex. NCBI's taxonomy places the organism in Eukaryota, Ciliophora, Oligohymenophorea, Peniculida, Parameciidae. Gene Ontology annotation, biological process: RNA polymerase II preinitiation complex assembly; transcription initiation at RNA polymerase II promoter. The record is from RefSeq and is a predicted model, not a curated record. Gene Ontology annotation, molecular function: RNA polymerase II general transcription initiation factor activity; transcription coactivator activity; protein heterodimerization activity. The transcript has 9 exons.
AUGUCUCAAUUAUAAUAAUUUGCUACUCUCACUAGUAAUAAGAAAAUAAUAAAACUGCGAUUCCCCUCUCUGUAAUAGUUUUUAUUGACUUUAUUAUCCUUAAAUGGUUCGAUUGAGUUAGGAGUGUAUAAAGCAACGGUAAAAACAUAUAAAUAAUAAUAUCUGAAUAAGUUAUAUAUUGAAUCAAUAAGAACAUCUAGUGAGUUAAUACCUAUAACCAUUUAUUUAUUCUUUAAACAGCUUAACAAUGCAGAUUCUCAAUUGUCUUAGGUGCAAAACAUAUAUACGCACACCUGUCUCAGUUGUAAUAGCAAUCUCAAACAUGUAUUCUGCGCAUUUAGUAUUAACUCUGAGGAAUGUAUACAGGCUUCAUCGAAUGCUGGACAUAUGAGUAAUAUGUAGGGUCCUAAGCAUUUUGUGAGAUCGCACAAUUGGAAUGGGAAAUUUAAUUGGUCGAUCCUAAUAGGAAAGGGGCAGAACCCCGGAGAUCACUACUUAAAGGGAUGCUUCAUUCUUUGGGGGAAGAGAUUUGAGUCCAAAAAGAGGGAAAAAAUGAUCAAUACUAAUCUUUUCAGGCGGGGUUGUAGAAGUUAUUUCAAUAUCUUUUUUAAUGUAAAUAUCAAAUUGACAAAAUUUGUGUUUUCUUCAAUGUCUGUGUAUCGAGAUGAAAGCAUAUUAAAAGGGCUUCUUCAGGGUAAAACUAUAGAGUAGGGGGCGGAGUUACAUUUAUUCAUAUUGGUUGAAUAGAAUGUGAGGAAGAUCAUUCAAGAGGCAAUAAAAUAUCAAAGACACUUCAGAAAAAAAUAACUUAAUUCCCAAGACAUUGAAUUGGCUAUCAAGGAUCAAAAUAUGCAGAAGUCUGAAAUCUUUGGAUUUUAAUAUAUGGAUAGUAUUAAUUUGUGCAAAAGGAUGGAUGAGUAUGUGCUCAAUGAUCAGAGCUUGGAUCUAAGAGAUCUAAUUUCGCAUUAGAUGAGGACAGUUAAAAUCCCUCUCGGAUUUCCCUCUCUUUCCAUAUUCAAUGUGAUGAAAGAUUAUUAGAUGAUCAAUUCGUAGGAGACUCAAUCCAUAAUGCAAUACAAGGACAUCAUAUAAACGGAGUCAUUCCAAAGCAUGGAAAACAAAAAGUCCUUCAAUAUUAUUAAGGAUAACGUAAUAAGCAUAUUGACAGUUCAUCAAUAAAGCAUUGUGAAGAACUUUAAGGAUUUAUUUGAAAAAGAAGUAAUAAGUCUAAAAUUUAAUUUCUCACAAGAAUUUGUUUAAUUGCUUUCUGAUUUGGAGAGCUACAAAGACGUGGCUUAAAUCGUUCCAUUCAUAGUCCAAUAUUUAUAUAGUUAGUAGGAUUAAGUUUAACUGUUUUAUUACAAACAUAGAUGUGUGAUAAUUGAAUGCUUGAGUCGACUGAUAAUGAACAAUUAGAUAAAUCUGGAGUUUUAAUUGCAUUAGAUCAUAAAAAUCUUAGUUAAAUUUUUGACUGCCAAGAUAAUUGAAAUCAACUUAAAAUUCUAAAUCGAACUUCAAGUGAAGACAGCCAAAUGUUUGAAUUAUUUGCUUGAUAAAUUUAACUUGAAAUAUUAAGCAUUAAGGUAGAAUGUUGACCUUGUAAUUUUGAAUAAAUUAGAUAGAGUCACAAGUAAAAUUGAGAAGAAGAACUCUCACAAAUCAUUAUUGAAGGCGUAUUCGAUAAUUUAAUACUUUAUUGAAUAAAAUAUUUGUGUUCAGCAUUUGAAGUUUGUGGAAUAAAUGAGUGUAUUGAUCCGAAAAAUAGAAAAAGGGAGAUAAUCAAUCAAUUAAUAUAAUCCAGAUUAUGAACAUCUAGCUGGUUUAAUAUCUUUAUCUUUAGGAAGCAUUUUGAUUAAAAUAAUCAACGGAUUGCAAUAUUUGUAGCCUAAUCAUGAAAACCAAAUUUUGCACAUUAUUAAUAAUACAAGAGAAUUGAUGUUAGAAUUGGGAUUAUAUGAAAUGUUUGUAAUGUAAUAACAUGUUGUGGAGCACAUGAUUUUAUGA